Molecule: messenger RNA, 1038 nt
Organism: Penicillium canariense
Lineage: Eukaryota; Fungi; Ascomycota; Eurotiomycetes; Eurotiales; Aspergillaceae
Exons: 3
Coding region: 1-1038 (345 amino acids)
Biological process (GO): tRNA wobble uridine modification
Cellular component (GO): elongator holoenzyme complex
Source: RefSeq, a predicted model, not a curated record
AUGCCCUCUCAACCCCCACUACCACCCCUCCUUACACCUUAUCUAUCAACCCAGCCUGAGUCUUCCUUGACGCUGAUUUCUUCGAUUCUGGGUGCAACUUCAAACUGGCUGGUCCUAAGAUUCCUUCAUGCAGCACUCGGUGCCUCUUCAAGCUCUAAUGCUUCAUUUGGACUCGAUGAGCUACCUAAUGGCAUUAAGCGAAAAGUGGUGCUCGUGAGCUUUUUGCGCGGCUGGGAGUUUUGGAGGGCAGAGGCAAAGCGAUUGGGCCUGGAUCUUGCGCGUUUGGCGGACAAGCACCAGUUUGCAUUCGUGGACGGCUUAUCGGAGCUCUUCACUUCAGCUGACGCUGCUCCCAUUGCACCUUCAACGAACACGGGAGGCGCGGUGCGCAUAUCACUUCCUCUCCGAUCUCAACCCGGCGCCGUUCCUGGAAGGGGACCUCCCUCUACAGUACGAGCUGGGCGUUCUGCAAAUGGGGAAGGUAGUCAGAGAGAGCCUGGCAUAGCAAAGAAAUUACAUUUCAGUGGGCAUGGGGUUGCUUCCCUGGAUGCUAUGGAGAAGGAUAUCAUUUCUGUGAUCGAUCAGCAAAAGACCUCCAUGGAAGAUGGCGAUGAAUUAAUACUGGUAAUUGAUCAACCGGAUUUCCUUCUUGCCGCUACUGGAGCAAGCAUGGGCAUCGGAGCGACGGAGAUGGCAGAGUGGGUGACAGGUUUACAGCAGCACGUGCACGCAACUGUUUUGACUAUGGCUGCUGAUUCCCCAUUGAUACAUAACGCGUCUACUGCUGGGAACCAGCUAUCUACGCCCAUAGAGACGGAACAUGCGGCAUUUGCUAUCGGUAUGGCCCACCGGGCUCGAUCCGUGAUGCAGCUUCGCACUCUCGAAACUGGCGCCGCGAGGGAUGUAAGUGGAGUGCUCAGGAUCAGCCGAGGGGGCGGCUGGACUGCCGAAGCGAAGGAUAUUUUGGUCGAAAGGGAGUUACUGUACUACAUUCAGCGCGAUGGCGGAGUCCGGGCAUUUGGGCGUGGCGAAUCUUGA